AUGCUCCGGUGGAUGUGCGGGGUGACCAGAGUCUGGGAGUUCAUGACUUCCCCGACAAGCGACAAACAAGAAAGCAGGCUGCGCUGGUUUGGGUACAUUAAAAGAAAACCUCCAGAGUACCCAAAACCAGGUGGACAAAUGUGGUCAGACAAGGUCUACGUUCCUGCAACGUUACCGAAGAAGGAAGGACGUUACCAAGAAGGCAGACCCAACCAUCAGAUGGGAAUUAUUAUUGCAUAU
Molecule: messenger RNA, 240 nt
Organism: Iphiclides podalirius (scarce swallowtail)
Lineage: Eukaryota; Metazoa; Arthropoda; Insecta; Lepidoptera; Papilionidae
Source: the annotation of a GenBank genome assembly